Molecule: messenger RNA, 1244 nt
Organism: Sardina pilchardus (European sardine)
Lineage: Eukaryota; Metazoa; Chordata; Actinopteri; Clupeiformes; Clupeidae
Product: zinc-binding protein A33-like
Exons: 2
Coding region: 419-982 (187 amino acids)
Biological process (GO): protein ubiquitination
Cellular component (GO): cytoplasm
Molecular function (GO): ubiquitin protein ligase activity; protein binding
Source: RefSeq, a predicted model, not a curated record
GUAGCAGCACCACCUGACCAUCUGUUGUCACUAUAUAAUUAGUGUCUGUGUCACUCUGGAUAAAAGCAUAUGAUGAAUACUAAUCACUGUGCGUGUUACUUUACAAUGAUAUAAACCUUACACUUGACAAGGGGAGUCUGUUAUUGUACAGUUUCUAAAAGAUCUAGUUAUAUCAAUAAUGCCUGACAUAUUCCCUAAUUUCUUAUUUUCCAGAACUACAAGAGCAUAGUAGAAAGGUGAGUGAUCUGCCUCCUGUCUCUCUCUUCUCUGUGGUUCUGAACCCAAACCCACAGCAGCACUGACUCCUGAAUGUUAUUCCAGAGCCCAGUGCACACUGCAGGAUCCAGAGAGGGUUUCAGGAGCUCUGAUCAAUGUGGCAAAGCACCUGGGCAACCUGAAGUUCAGAGUCUGGGAGAAGAUGCAGGAGACUGUUCAGUACACUCCUGUGACUCUGGAUCCCAACACUGCACACCCAAAACUCAUCCUGUCUGAGGAUCUGACCAGUGUGAGAUAUGGUGAUGAGGAGCAGCAGCUUCCUGAUAACCCAGAGAGAUUUGAUGAGUAUGCCAGUGUCCUGGGCUCUGAGGGCUUUAACGCAGGGACUCACUGCUGGGAUGUGGAGGUUGGAGAGAACAGAGGGUGGUUUAUAGGUGUGAUGACAGAGUCGACCCAGAGGAAGGGAGACUACACCUCCAUGAGUGGAGUGUGGUGUGUGUGGUAUAAUGGUGCUGCAUAUAGAGCAUGUGCUACUCCUCAUGACUACACUCUCCUCACAGUGCAGCAGAAACUCCAGAGGAUCAGAGUGCAGCUGGACUGGGACAGAGGAGAGCUGUCAUUCUCUAACCCUGAUAAUAACACACAGUUACACAUUUUCACACACAGGUUCACUGUGAGAGUGUUUCCAUACUUUUUUACUAACAUCAAUGUCCCUCUGCGGAUGUUACCAGUGAAGGCCUCAGUAAGAGUAGAGCAGCACAGUUAGAGCUGAUACUGACUCUGAACCAGGGAUGACAGACUGAGAGGGAAACCUAUAGGAGAGGAGACUAUGAAGAAACAAGUCAUUUAAUAAAUAGUAAAAAUAUGUCUCAUUGUGUGGAUAUAAAUGUUAAAGAAAUGUGAAUGCCCACCUCAUUUAACUUGCUGUAUAUGUACUGCACUGUGCUUUAAUGUCUAUACCACAGUAAUAUUGUGGUAUUUAAUACAAAUGGAUUGGUAAAUGAAUAAGGACAGUAAAUCAUGAAAAG